Gorilla gorilla gorilla (western lowland gorilla) is the source of this 9946-nucleotide messenger RNA. RefSeq names its product F-box protein 25 (gene FBXO25). Gene Ontology annotation, biological process: protein ubiquitination. Gene Ontology annotation, molecular function: protein binding. Gene Ontology annotation, cellular component: SCF ubiquitin ligase complex; nucleus; cytoplasm. The transcript has 10 exons. The record is from RefSeq and is a predicted model, not a curated record. Lineage: Eukaryota; Metazoa; Chordata; Mammalia; Primates; Hominidae. The coding region runs from base 177 to 1328 and encodes 383 amino acids.
AGCAUGGCCAGGGGCGGGGCUUCCCUGAGGCGCGCCGGGAGGCGGCGGCCCACUUCCGGCAAUAAUCGCCUGUUCGCCGUCAGGUGCGGGCCCAGGUGGCCGGCGCGCCCUUUGGGCACUGGGGGACGCGGGCGCGUCAGGUGAAGACUGGGGGCCGCAGGCGCGCUAGGAGAACUAUGCCAUUUUUGGGUCAGGACUGGAGAUCUCCUGGAUGGAGUUGGAUUAAGACAGAAGAUGGCUGGAAGAGAUGUGAAUCUUGUAGUCAGAAACUUGAAAGAGAGAAUAACCAUUGUAACAUCAGUCACAGCAUUAUCUUAAAUAGUGAAGAUGGAGAAAUAUUCAAUAAUGAAGAGCAUGAAUAUGCAUCGAAAAAAAGGAAAAAGGACCAUUUUAGAAAUGACACAAAUACUCAAAGUUUUUAUCGUGAAAAAUGGAUCUAUGUCCAUAAAGAAAGCACAAAAGAAAGGCAUGGCUAUUGCACCUUGGGAGAAGCCUUUAAUCGGUUAGACUUCUCAAGUGCAAUUCAAGAUAUCCGAAGGUUCAAUUAUGUGGUCAAACUGUUGCAGCUAAUUGCAAAAUCCCAGUUAACUUCAUUGAGUGGCGUGGCACAGAAGAAUUACUUCAACAUUUUGGAUAAAAUCGUUCAAAAGGUUCUUGAUGACCACCACAAUCCUCGCUUAAUCAAAGAUCUUCUGCAAGACCUAAGCUCUACCCUCUGCAUUCUUAUUAGAGGAGUAGGGAAGUCUGUAUUAGUGGGAAACAUCAAUAUUUGGAUUUGCCGAUUAGAAACUAUUCUCGCCUGGCAACAACAGCUACAGGAUCUUCAGAUGACUAAGCAAGUGAACAAUGGCCUCACCCUCAGUGACCUUCCUCUGCACAUGCUGAACAACAUCCUAUACCGGUUCUCAGACGGAUGGGACAUCGUCACCUUAGGCCAGGUGACCCCCACGUUGUAUAUGCUCAGUGAAGACAGACAGCUGUGGAAGAAGCUAUGUCAGUACCAUUUUGCUGAAAAGCAGUUUUGUAGACAUUUGAUCCUUUCAGAAAAAGGUCAUAUUGAAUGGAAGUUGAUGUACUUUGCACUUCAGAAACAUUACCCAGCGAAGGAGCAGUACGGAGACACACUGCAUUUCUGUCGGCACUGCAGCAUUCUCUUUUGGAAGGAUGUGCUCCUCCAAGAUGAAACGGAUGUCCGAUUCUGGGAGCCGGAGGAACACGCUGCAAUGCACUUUCAGACUCUGCAAGGAAGAGUGGGCGGGCACACAGAAUCUCAGGAAGACGGUUCAGGGAGGCGGGGACAUUCAUCAUGUGUUUACCAUCGGCUCUGACAGCCCGGCUUGAAGCUUCCUUCUAAGGAUAGAGACUGAGCAGAGACUCCGUGUGUCCUGGGCCUCAGUGGAUAAAAUUAGAAUAUGCAGGAGCCUGGGAAAAUGAACCUAUGACCCUGGGCACCUGGCAGACUUUAAAAGCGAAUUCCAGGUACAAGUCUGUUUUUUUAAACAUCUGUCCAAGGCUGCCAUGGACCAAACUCCUAAAGAUACCUUGUUGCCCUAGAAAUGUCUCCAAAACUCAAUACCCCACUAGUUUUCCUACUCUGUGUAGAGACUUGGCUCCCACCUCCCUCAAUUACAUGACCUUCUUCCAUCAAAUCCACUCUCCACACAAAGAAGAAAACAGCACCUAAUUCUGAUGAAAACGUCUGGCCAUGGGAAAAAGCCCUGCAGGUCCCAGCCUUGGCCUUAAUGGAAGGCGGGGUUAGGGGUAUGACGACCCCCGCAAGAGCUGUGCUUCACCUCACACAACCUCCCUGGUCCUCACUCUGGGUGAGGUAGAAAUGCCACUGGCUCUACUUCCUGUUGAUAUGGGGACAUUGAUCCUCUCUAGGGUUGAGAACCAGGAUUUAGACCGAGAAAUGGACUUUAUGGCCUCAAGGGAGAAACAAGCAAGAGCAGAGCAGGAAAUGAACAAAAUGAACAGGAGGGGACCACAAUGGACAGUGGUUCACAGAAGAGGGCCUGUUUUAGAAGAAAGAAGAAGCCUCUUGGGUGUGGCACACAGGUGAGAGGAGCCAUGGGUCAGGGCACCAAGGAGCCAGCCAGGUGAGCAGGACCCUUGGUUGCACAGGUGCCCCAGGAUCUGCAAGAGGAUUCUAUGAAAGCGCAUGCUAGAAGAGGCUGCAGGUGAGCCUGCCCGAGAACACCUCCCACACGAGUUGCCCCACGCUCCCCAGGUUUGGCCCCUCCCCACUGGCUGUUUGGCAGUUCCAGCCCUGAAGCCCCUCGCCCCUCCUCACAGGGCCUCCCACCAUCCCCAACCCUGUCCUCACCCACCAGCUUCCUCAGCAAGCAAUUCGUUAAAGUGAAUCAAUUUUAAAGAGUAUUAAGUAUGUUAUAGCACAGAUAGCACUCGCGUUACAAAAAUGAGAAAUCCAAGAACUGCAGUUCAGAAGGCCCAGCCCCAACCACACCCCCUGACUUUUCUCAUGUAAAUGGGAGGGCGUUUCAGAACCCCACUGGCACAUGCUGCCGGGGUAGGGCUCCUCCCUUCUGCUUCCAGUGCCUUCUGCUCCCUGGGCCCAGUGCUCAGCCAUGGGAGGAGCCAGUGCAGCUGUCACGCGGGCAUCUCCUGUGGGCGUCUUGUGAGGGGGGCUGUCAUGCGGUGGCUGCACAGGAAGCAGCCAUGGUAUCUGGGGCUGGGAGGCAGCCAGCACGGGACCCAAACCUGGGCCCUACAAACCCUGGUGACCAUGUCCCAGUGGAAGCACCACCCUGGGCCAAGACCCUGAAACACUAGAGAAGCUUUGGGAAGGUGCUUUCAUGUAGAAUGGAGGGAGACAAAGUGGCUUCCUGGCACUUGGGUGGGAGGUGGCAGGGGCUGCAUGCAGACCUGGGAUGCAGGCCUGAAAGCUCCAUCUCCUCCACCAAGAGCACCCCAGACCCCGACCUCAGCAGCAGGCAAGAGUUGGGGAGGAUAUGCCUUCAAGCUGAUCGCGUUUUGAAUACUUAAUAGAACAUGCUGCAGUCAGGCCAGGCUGAGGCCGGGCCCACAAGUGGAUCCCGCGGAGCACAGCUCAGAUCACUAGAGGCCCAGAGUAGGGAGUCGCCCAGGCUGCACUUGUGUUGCUGGCACAGGCCACGGCCUCCUGAGAUGGAACUCAGGCCACCACACACCUUAUGAGGGAUGCCACCCAUCCAGCCAGGGAAGGCCCAGACUUGACACAGACUUCCCAGAACCACACAGCACCAAACCCCAUCAGGGCCCAGCAACUUCAAAACAAGCUCAAGGCCAAACGGCUGUCUGCCUUGGUGCAAAGAUCCCAACUUCAGCAUCUGACCCCAAAACCCACACCAGAGGGGGACCUCCCUACGGAAAUGCCAGAGGUCAUGGUGGCAGGUGGCGCCUUCCAGAAGGGAGCCCCAACGCUCUCACAGUGGCUCAGACCUGGUGCAGGCAUGCCCCUUUCCUGCCGAGACUCUGGGGACGUGGCCUUGGCCUCGAGCCUAUCUAUCCUCAGCAGGCUGUCCCUGGUGGUCUGUGUGAGCUUCCCUGCACCUGUGAUACUUUGCCUCAUUCCUGGGAAAUGCUGCAUAAAUACCCACAACUGAAUGAAGGUUGCCCUUCCUCCGCACCUCAGCCUGCAGUCUCCCAUCAUCUGGUGUCAUUCCAUCUGCAACAGAACAAACUCAUUCCAGGCGUUCAAGAGCGGGACUCUUGGACCUCACUCAGCAUCUAUAAAAUGGGCACAGCAAUGCCGGCAUUGCAGGACUGUGCUAAGACCCCAGAGGGAGGCAAGGGCAAAGCACAGGUGUCUGACGGGUGUGGCGCAGGUAGGCGUCAACGCCUGCUGGGGCCCAGUAAGGCAAGGCCAUAGGCUGGUGUUGCUGCUUUAAGCCCUGCCACCUGUCCCCUCCCUAAAAAGCAACAGGAGCUCAGAUAGAUGUCGCCUGAGCCCCUCCCAGCUGACUGCAGCAGCAGAGGCAGCCGAGCCUCCUCCAAAGCCCACAGGAACAGGGAGGCAACGUGGUCAGGCAGCCCUGCCACUUGUCGUUGUUUAAAAAUUAGGUUAUUUUUUAAUAAUCUAAUAACAAGUACAUAACCUAAAUAAGAAAUACUUAAAGUUUCAUUGUGCUCACUUCUAGUUUUAUUUCUGAGCUGAGGUUUUUUGGCAGAAAGUUUAGUUGAAUCCUCAAACACAGCUGGCUGUAUGAGCUGGAGUUUUCCACUUCAGGGAACUGAAAUAUAUUAAUUCAAUCAAAAAUAGUUUACUUCCUCAGGGGAAGUAAACUGAUUUUGUUUUGUUUACCUCCCUCCCACCCCAGCCUUUCCCUGUGCCAAGUCAUUGCCUAAAUUUAAUAGCUUGACAUUCUGGGAGGCCAAUGGCUGUCACCAGGGGAGGGAGGGGGGAGGUCAGCAAAGGGUGCAUUUUCAGCUCACCGUGCUCAAGUUGAGAAGGAAAGAGACAGACCUGACACCUCCUAAGGCUUUCAACCCAGUGGAGUAGAAAUCCCCAGACACUGCAACAUUCCUGCCUGGCAAGAGGUCCCCUCUGUGCCUGAACUGCACUGAGCUGACUCCACGCUAGGCUGUGCCUGCUUCACAGUUUGGUAAAUGUUGACUUCCCACGAUGCCCACAUGGAAGCUGCACCUUGAGGAGGAACAUGAUACACGCACACAGCCAGACAGCAGGACACCCGCGUGAGAGGCAGAGGCGCUUCAGAGAUGGCACCAGCAGGACCCCAGGCUUCCAGUUGCUGCCUCGCUUCCCUGCGAUCCGAGGUGGAGCUGCUGAGACAGCAAUGGCAUAUCUAUCUAGGAAGCACCACAGGUAUACAAGCACCGUGUUUGUGAAUAGUCAGUACUCUUUUCUAGUAUUUUUUGACAUACUCCAGAAAGAUUAAAAACAGAGGUAAAAUUCACCCCAUAAUUCUUUCAUUUAAACAUAACUAUUAAAAUUUAUCAUUUGUCACGUCUUGCUGUGCUUCUUCACAGCAGCAAGGGGGACACGCUCCAGCUCCAACGGGAACGUGUCUGCAUCACCAGAUGACCCGUGUUCUUGCGGCAACACAGCAGCAAAAGGUGGGUUUGCCUCAACAAAGGCCGCCAACACCAGUGCGCUAACAUCAGAUUGUCUUCUGUUAAAAAAUACAGAUUGCCAAGAAAAGCUGGCUUUUAAUAAAAUAAAUGCAUUGUUAAAUCUCAUGUUCUCAGGAGUCAACAUAGCAGAGAAGUAAAAGUACAGUGUACUGAUGAUAGAUAAAAGCACCAGGUACUGACAACAAGGAGAUAAAAUCCACAUCCAAGAUCUCAGAGACCCUGGCCCAGGAGGGCAGGUGGAACCGGGGAUGGAAGUCCACAGCCGGUCCCUCACCUGCCAGCAGCAUCAUCAACUCUUACCCACCUGCCGAUGCCAUUUAAAAGUAAAACCUUCUUGGCUGUGGCUACUGGGGGCAGGUGUUCCCGCAACAGAGCCAGAAGCACUGCAGACAUGGAGCAGUAUAAACCCUUGCUGUGACCUGGAAGAGGUGAUCCCAGUAUCAUGUCUCAUCCUACUGCAUCACAUCAAAUCUGCUCAGCAACUGCUCUUGACAGUACUUUGUUUUUUCCUUUCCUGCAGUACCAGGGAAAAGGGCACAAAAAGCCCAGAAACAUGACAAGUGAGUGCAUAUAAUUCAGUCAACCCUCACAGUCCUUAAAACCAAAAAACCCCCAUGAAGCCUGUGCGGCUCCCCAGGCUGCAGGACCGGAUCAGUGAGGCUGCCAGUACUCAGCGUGCUGCCGUUAGAGGGAGUCCCCCCCGCAUGUUAACCCCCAGUAACAACAACGGGUGCUGUGCUGAUGACCUCAGAACAUGGCAGGCUCCUGGGCCAUCGCAGUGACUCACAGCAGUCCUAAGAGACAGGCCUGCUGCUUCCUAUCGUGCAUGAGGAACAAGGUCUCUCAGGCAGAGCUGCAAACACCCACAUGGUGGUGAGUCCAGGACAGGGCCUCACAUGUGGCAUCAUCGCCACCUCAGGAUGGGCAAAGGGAUGCAUGGCAGACAGGCACGCUGGAUACUAAUUGUGACCUUCCAGUUGUCAGGACCUGUACUGGUAAUCCCAGUCAACAUCACCUUCCAUAGCAGUCUCUCUUGGCCCCCCACCACACAAGGGACCCUAGGCGGUGUGCCCCAGGGUGUGGCGUCCCCGCUGUCCCAGGGCUGUCAGCCCAGCAAGGAAGAGAUGCCCCACAGAAAGAACAUCUUGAACACAGCCAUGACAAGAAGGACAAUCAGGAAGCUCGGUGUGAGCAUCUGGGCUUAAGGGAGGGCGGCUCCACGGAACCCUUCUGCUGACCUCUAAAGACAGGAGACAAAGGGUCAUGGACGAAGUGGUGGUGAUCAGCCCCUAACCUGGAGACUUCCACAGCCAAAGAAGCUACCAGAGAAACGUGUGGUGCCAGGUGCCUCCCACUCCGGGGCACAUCACUCAGCCCAAAUUCUCAGUGGGCUUCAGGAUGCUGCCUGGGGGUGAUGAUAUGGCUCUGAGCAUGGACCCAUCCACACCUGUCCGCCUGCUGCCUCGCUCCCAAGGCCCUGCAUUCCUGCCUAAAGCUCACUGGAAAUGUCGCUGUCUACACCACCACCAUUAUAAACACCCAUAGCUGUCUUCCUGGAGGUGGCAGCUUUAAUAGCAACUACACCAGUGAGUCCUAAAUUUCUAGCAGGGGCUGAUGAGCACCAGCUGUAUUCUGCAAAGCCCCUCACCCACCCAAACCCUGUGCCUCCUGCCUUUAGCUCUCUAUAAUUGAAGUGUUUAAAUAAACAAGAGCCUUUGGUUAUAGCUAUUCAAGACUCAUCUAAGAUGCAGAAAACCUAAUCUAAGAUUAGGAAGUGUUCAAUAUUUCACAGCUUCACCAAUAUCCUUCAAGCUUCACUAUUUUCUCCUCAAAGCUCUCUCUGAGAAUACCCUCACUUUAUAAACAGAAAAGAAAGCCUGAAGGUCGGCAGCUGGGACCCCUCUCGGGGCUGGUGCUGCGGACCAAGGCCUCAGUGAAAGGGCCACACUGAGCAGCCGCAGAGUACUGCCGGGCGCCGUCUCUACUUGGUUACCAAAUAACACAGCUCCAGGGUUUGAAAUAUUGAGCUGUCUUCUUUCAGUAGAAUUUUACACUUCUGAACAACUGACAAAAGCUAGUUCACUUUUCUGUUAUUAGCUAAAAGCUUAAGUUUUCAUUUCCAUAUGAUUGUUCCUUCACAAUAGGAAUCUCAAAGGUUCUCAGGUAACAGAGUAGUGCUUUUUCUUAAAUAGGUGCAGUCAACUGGCUGGACUUGCAGCUUCCCUAACAGCAGACCAGUCCUGAGCCCAGCAGCCAGUGAGAGGUGGCGGUGGCCUGCCCCAUCCCCCUCAGGGCUGCCAGCAACAACCAGAUGCCAACGUACAAGGCCCCCAAUGGCAGGGUGAGGGCUGAUGGCCACUGCCAACCACUGACGGAGCCACCACAGCAGCUCUAUUAGGUCUGAAGAACUAGAAAACAAUAAAUCACUUAAAUCUGAGGCUGAACUGAGCAUCAUUUCAUCUGAUUCAGCCCUCAUUUUGAUGUCUCAUAUCCACAAUUAGAAACAAUUUUGGGAUUACAGAACUGCAGGCCAAGAGGGGAAUCACUUGUUGCUGCAGUCUGAAUCCCCAAAUGUUGAUUCUGGCUGGUGCUGGGUCAGAGAGUUCACGUGGCAAGUCGCAGCCCGAGGCAGACACACUUUUACCAAGCAACACAGCACCUGGAUGACAAGGGAUACUCUGUUUCUGCUGGGGGCUGAGGCCUGCUCAGUGCAUUUCUACCUCAUCAGCUGGGCUAUAACUGUUUUUCUACCAGAAGGAAAAAAAUAAGCAGCAAGCGCUCUCAGUCAUUCACCGCUGUUUAAACAACCUUUGGACUACUCUGAGCAAUUUUUUUUUCCCCCCCCCCACAGGGCCUCACUCUGUCACCCAGAGUAGAGUGCUCUCUGCAGUUAAGCAUUUUUUUUUUUUUUUUGGCGGGGGGGGGGAAAUGAUCAAGUUAAUGUUGAGCACUGGAAAAAUCAUCUUAGCCAGCUGAUCUCUUCAGAGCUGACUCAAGAGUGCCCUGCUGGCUGGUCUUUUGGUUGAUCAAGCAAAUAUCAACUGAAGAAUGACCAAAAAAAACCUAAAGCAAAUUAAUGGCUAAAACUAAAUUGGCGGAGUGACAGAGGGCAGAAUGUUUCCCUCACCUAUGAGACAGCCAGAGGAUGACCAGAAUUACAUGGCAGGUGUGGGUGAGAAGCUCAGGCUCAGGCUCUGAGGGCACCGGGCAAGACCGGGGGCAGGAGGAAAGGGGGGGCAAAGUGGGCACCAGUAACAUCCAUGCUCCCCAGCAAGGGUGGAGUAGGCGACACUGCAGUCCACACUCACCCAUGAGGUCAGCGAGAAAGGCCAGGGAAUGCAGCUGUCCAGGACGCGGGCCUGAGAAGAGGGAUCCCACAUGGCCCUGGGCCUCCCCGCAAAGCAUCUGCACCCCAAAAACACAGCCUCAAAGGCACUGCAGGCUCCAGGGUCCUGUUCCCAUGGGAGUGAACAGCACUCUCUAGAACACGCCACCGCUUUCUAAAAGAACUUGUUUCUAAGAGAUGGUCAUCUUUUUUAAAGAUACAUAAAAAUGAAUUGUUGCUACUAUGUUCAUUUUUCUCCACUUGAACAUGAAGGAGUAAAAGCUUAAGGACAGAACUCAUGAAAUAAAGAACCAAAAACAGCAGCCGGGGUGCCCCGCCACACUGUUGCCCUCCAGAGUGGAGGGCCCUGCACCAAGGACUCAGUCACACACAGGCCAUUCAAAUACGCAAAAGACACAUCUUGAAAACCAAGGUUGAAGUUGUUCAUUUAUUUGUGAAAAGUCUACAUGUGUUGACUACAUUCUAAAAUGAGGCUAAAUAGGAAAGGUGCCAUUAGCUCUGAGUGAUUAAAGCCAUCGUAAGCAGAUGCCAAUAAUCAUGCAAACCAAUAAGGAAAGAGCUUAGAAAUAGUAUUUUUAUUUUUAAAAAACCUCAACAUUAAGGAGGAACCCUUCUCUGAAGCACAUCACUUUCCUAUUAAAAAAUAAAAAAAGUACAGUAGAAGGAGCACAGGACCACUCUCCUCACACAGGCAAGCUGUGUGUUUACACAAUUCAAACACCCAGAAUCAAAACCACAUUCUCACAUUAACUUGUGAAGAUAAUAAAUUUGCUUUGAUAAGUUCUUUCAAGAAAAGAUAAUUUUUCUCCCAAAGCACACCAAUAAAUAUUUAUAUUAAAAACCACAGUUAAUUUAAUCAGGCACAGAAGAAAAAAUCAUUUUUACAUUAGUCUUUGUAGAUAAGAAAAAUUUGAUUUACAGUGCAUAUUCCAAUCCCAAUCUGGGUUUGUCCUCAAAUUUUGAGAAAUAGCAUAAAGAACUAUUUUGCCAACUGUGCGUCACAAUUCUAUGAUUGACGUGAGUUGCAGGCACUUAGCGUUCCAACAGAGGCACGGCAACCGCAGCCAUCACAGCUAAAGAGCUCCCCACAACAUGGGCAGCGUCCCCAUCUCCCCACACACGUGUGAUUUCCAGAGUUUCAAACACAGUGUUUGCAUUCCUGCGCAGCAAGACCAUGUUAGCCAAAAACAAACCUACACUGACUUCCGCUGGAAAGUAUUUGCAGAAGUCAUGAAAUGGUGUAUGUUUUUACUAUCCCAGCAAGCACUUCUCUAGGGAAAAGGACAGUUACGACUAUUUACCUGAGGAAAUUUAGAAUUUGUCAACUUAGCUGUUAUACUAAAAAUUAUGAACUUGUCUCUGUAUUAUGGAACAAAGAAAACCUCCACAACUUCACCAUUUCAAGGUUCUAAUACAAACUGGAAUUUUUGUUUGAACACCACUUGAAGCAUGUCCCCCUUUCAAGACUUGAUAAGUAAACUUCUUGUUCUAUUAAAAAAAAAAAAA